GCGGCCGCCACCGCUGCCUCCGCUGCAGCCGGAGGGGUCCCGCGCCGGUGCGCAGAGGGAAGGCGCUCUUUCUUCGCUGAAAGCUCCUUGGAGAAGCCGCCGCCUCCCCAGCCCACCCAUGGCGGAUGAGAUUGAUUUCACUACCGGCGAUGCCGGGGCUUCCAGCACGUACCCGAUGCAGUGCUCGGCCCUGCGCAAGAACGGCUUCGUGGUGCUCAAGGGACGACCAUGCAAAAUAGUCGAGAUGUCGACUUCCAAAACGGGGAAGCACGGCCAUGCCAAGGUUCACCUUGUUGGAAUUGAUAUUUUCACGGGCAAAAAAUAUGAAGAUAUUUGCCCUUCUACUCACAAUAUGGAUGUUCCAAAUAUUAAGAGAAAUGACUAUCAACUGAUAUGCAUUCAGGAUGGUUACCUUUCCUUGCUGACAGAAACUGGUGAAGUUCGUGAGGAUCUAAAGCUGCCAGAAGGUGAACUAGGCAAAGAAAUAGAAGGAAAAUACAAUGCAGGUGAAGAUGUACAGGUGUCUGUCAUGUGUGCGAUGAGUGAAGAAUAUGCUGUAGCCAUAAAGCCCUGCAAAUAAAUGGGAGCAUCAGGCAUGACAAACUGUUUAGGUAUUUUUUAUAACAUUCCUGUGGUUGUCAGUAUGUGAGUCCAAGAAACAGACAAGGUAGCUUCCACAGAUGUGAUUUGAGUAUAUCAUUCGUGAAUUUUAGUUAAGUGAUAAAUAAACCAGGGUUUUAAAUCAAACAAUGUAGCAUCCAGUGCUAUCGAAGUACCACAUUUAAGUUGAAUUGUUCUGUAUUAAUUUCACACCUAACAUAUAGAGUAAGUAGAUAAUGGAUUGGAAUUGUCACAGUUUCAGCCGAUGUGUGGCAAGCACAAUUCUUAAACAAAAAUCAUGUUAUCAAAAAGUGUCAGUGCAGUACCCUGUAUUACCUUGGUCUUACUGUUCUUUGCCAAAUUGUUGGCCGACUUAAUAUAACCUUAUAUAUGGUGAUUUUUAUACCUGCUGUGGUUGACAGAGAGGCAGUAAACUGUUGGGUAACUAUUAAAAAAUCAUAUUGUAAAGAAGACACAGGGACAGUGGCAAAAUGAGUUCGUUAAAGCUAUACUUUUUUACUUGAGGCCUUUGUAAUCAGAAAGCUUCUAGUUGUACUUUUGCUUUCAGCUUUUGGUCUCUCUUUCUCUCUCUCUUUUUCUCUUUCUCUCUCUAUUUAAAGCAGUGACUUGCUUUGCAAGGUAGUAUGCAGUGCUUUUCAUUAUGUUGAUAAAUGUUAUUUUAGUAGUCAUUCCUUUCCAAGCAUUUGUAAGUAGACUUUUUUAACAUCAAAAUAUUUAUGUCAUCUAAGAAAUAUAUAUGUAUUUAUGUCAGACAAAGACUGGAAAUUCUAACUUCAAAUUGAAACAGUUGUUAAAUUUAUGUACACUUUUUUCUAGAAUGAAAUGAAUUAUGGAAGAAAAGUUACUUUAUGUGAUAAUCAUUAAGAAGUACUUAUAUGUAUUUUUUCUGAUUGUCACGUGACUUAAUUCAGUUACUCAUGUAGCUAGGAAGAAAUUCUGUAAAACUGAAUUAUUUUAAAAAGUGUUUUAGGUGACUGCUACAUUUCUGUACCCACACACCUUAUUUCCAGAAUUCUAAACAUUGUCAUAGGGUUUGUGAGGACCUUUGACUCAGUAACAACGAUGAUAUUGGAGUGAAACUCAGAACAAAAUUACUGUUUCAGAAUACCUCCAUUCUCUAUGACUGAUUAUGAGACCUCUCCCAUCACGCCUUGACUUACACAAGGCCUUUAUUCCUAUCCCUAUCAUCUAGAAGAAAAUAUGUGGUACUGCAACUAAUCUAAUCAGUGGCUGGAAAUAGCAUUAAAAACAGAAGAUCCCAAAGUUUUGUUGCUUAAUUUGCUCAUACUUUUAAAUCUUGUUAGCCUCAGCAAACCCAUUUGGAGAAGAAGCAAGAUACUUUAAAGAAAUGCAAAGAGAAUUCUAAAGCACAAGAAAUAUUGAGGUUGCAAUUAAUCAUUUUUAGUGCAGCAUUUUAACUUUUGCCCAUCUAAAGCACAAUUAGGAAUUAGACUAAAUUCUUUCCAAUAUUCCAUUUUAGUAUCUACUACAUACUACUCUUGUUUUUUAGUAUUUUAUAAUGUGUAUCUUAUUUGCUACUGGUUGACAUUAUUACCCACAGGAAUUCUAGAAAGUUAUCCAGCUGUGCUGCUUGCUGGUCAUGCAUAUGACCCCAGUUUACCAUACUAGUGUUCUGGUUUGUAUUAAUUCUGGGUCAGCAUGCCUUUGUUCUUCCUAACUUGUCAAACUUCACAUAAAUAUAUUUUCAAUUGCAAGGUAAGUGUAUGUAAAUUAUAAUAAUGCAUCUCUAUCUUCAGACUUGGAAUGGCAAAAGCUAUUUAUGCACAAAUAAUUCAUUUUAAGUACUAUAAAGAAGUAUAAAUACUUUUCUGACAUGUAAGUAUAGAUUUUAAAGAUAUGGGACUGUUUAUUUUCACAUAAGUCAAUAUGUUUCUCUAGGACAAAAUAUUUCAUUUAGUAAAGCUUUGUAAAUUGUAUUAAAAAGAAGCAAGGAAACAUUUUUUAACAUGAAACAGAAGUGACUUCAUUCUUUUUUGACAUCAGAGAUGUUCAAAGUUGAUUCCUAGUAUUUGUACUUUUUUGCAACGAAUGGUAAAUAUCACAAGUUACCAUGUGUGAAAUGUAGACUGUCAUGUUGAUAAGGUUCUACAGUAAUACACCAUGUUUGUCUUCAGGCAUUUCACCAGUUUAUACACAACAGCAAUUUUCGACCUUGUAUCAUCUCAUGGCACACAUAAACUAAUUGCUAAAAUUCUGCGGCACACCAAAAAAUAUAUUUUUUGCUGACCUGGUUUUAAAAAAAAAGUAUAAUUUUGAUUCACAACCGACAACUAUUGUUGUGUUGGCUGUUGUCAUUUUUUUCAUUUGACAAUCUAAGGGAAAAGAGGUCAGUGCCCCUGACCAAAUAGUCGAGUAUCGCAUGUUUUAAAAAUUCUUGUGACACACUGGUUGCAGAUCGUUGAUAUACAGUAUUAACAAGUGGAAUAUGUGUUUCUUUCUAGAACAUUUUCUUUGUACUGUGAAGGCUUUGUUAUACCUUAUUUGCUAUAAAGUUGUAUACCUUCUGAAA
Messenger RNA from Myotis lucifugus (little brown bat), 3151 nucleotides. It is a transcript of the gene EIF5A2, whose product is annotated as eukaryotic translation initiation factor 5A2. The record is from RefSeq and is a predicted model, not a curated record. The transcript has 6 exons. Gene Ontology annotation, molecular function: translation elongation factor activity; RNA binding; ribosome binding. Lineage: Eukaryota; Metazoa; Chordata; Mammalia; Chiroptera; Vespertilionidae. The coding region runs from base 119 to 580 and encodes 153 amino acids. Gene Ontology annotation, biological process: positive regulation of translational termination; positive regulation of translational elongation.